AUGAACCCCCUUGAGAUUUGGACAACAGGUGGACAGUUAGCGCCUCUUAAUUAUCAAACUCCCGGUCUUUUUCUUGACCUGGCCACUGGUUUCUUUGCCAGAAAUGGUGCAUGUGGCUAUGUUCUUAAGCCAGUUGUACAACGUCAAGAAUUAUCAUUGUUCACUCCUAUUCCUUUCGAGAAUGAUGAUACUGGAAGGCUAGGAAUGUCAGCUGCUACAACGAACACCAUUUCAGCAGAUGAACUUGACAAAACUGUGCCAGAUCUUGUACCAGAGGUGGGUAAAUUCAAAAAUGACUAUUUAUAUAAAGUUAAUGAAAAAAACAGUUAG
Messenger RNA from Protopolystoma xenopodis, 330 nucleotides. Lineage: Eukaryota; Metazoa; Platyhelminthes; Monogenea; Polystomatidea; Polystomatidae. The record is from the annotation of a GenBank genome assembly.